UUUGAAUAUCAUUUUAAUGGGUUUGUAAAACCAUAAAAUUUUUUGUAAUUGAAAGCAAGUAAUGUCCAAUCAGUAUAAAUACCAUAUUGGUCCAAACGGUGUCAUCUGCUCUGAUAAAGUCACAGUAUUUAGAAUUCCCAAUACAGUACCUGUGGACAAUAGUCCACUUAUAGUUUAUAGCAGUAGCAAGAAUUUACCCUUAGAUUUCAAAAGCUCACAAAUACAAGGAUUUAAUAGUUUUGAAGAAGAAGAAGUUAUUCCUGAACAAACUAAUAAGUCUUUAAAUCAGAACGUAGAGAAUUAUACGUAUGGGGAUGAUUCAAAUUAUAUAAAUGUUUCCACAGAUGAUAAAUAUUAUUACAAUAAUGAACAGAUAGCGAAUCACAUAAUAGCAAGAAAUUCUUUUUACACAGAUUAUAAUAAUGACUCUAACGUAAGUAUUUCUGAAAAUGCUGGAGUUGCCGAUUACUCUGAUGACAAACAUAAAUUCAGGCACAAGGAAAUGCAUGUUCCUCUAAAUAUCAGAAAUAAUAUACCCCGUAACUAUAAGAAUUAUAAUGAAGACGACGUAUAUAAUUCUAAUGAAUAUUUUCAAGAAGAUUCGUAUAAGUUUGUACCAUAUUCGAGUAAGCGUGCCGAAGAAUUUUACAAUUCAGGUACUAGUGGUAACACAAGUUUAAGGUAUACUCCACGUUUAUCACAAAAGAAUCAAUAUAAUGACAAAGCUAUCGAACAGAAAGAGUUUAAUAAAAAUGUUUUAUAUAAGCGAUAUAGUUUGAAUUAUGCUAGUGAUCCGAAUCAAAUAUCAACGAAUUUAUCAUGUCCCAAAAAAGGUACGUAUCCUUUAUAUGAUAAGGAAGGUCAUGGUAAUGAAUUUAAUUACACCACAGCAAAUCAAAUCAGUAGUAAAUCUGCUUUACAUAGUCGACAUGACUGUUUUAAUACACCAAGUAAAGAAUUUAAUAAUAAUAUUAACAACGAGCUUAGAGAACAAGGAUAUGAUCCUUUAUAUUCAUUGCAAGCAAUGGCAAAUAAAAACUUAAACAAUUCGUUAGUGAGUAGCAAAGCAGGUGUCUUGUAUGAUCCAAAAUAUUCAUACAAGCCCAUAAAAGAUGGAUCUAAUUUUGAAACUAGUAACAAUGUAGAUACUAAACAAAGUGAUCACAUAAAUGUAAAUAAAACUAGAAGCUGGUACUAUAAACAAAACAAAAAUGACUCGCCAUUAUAUGGAACUGAUCGUCAUUAUAAAUUAGAUAUUAGUGGAUCUAAUAUCGGAACCAAUAUUUUUAAAACCGUUAUAGAUAAUUUAACAAGUAAUACAUCGUCUAAUAAAACAUCUUUAAAUCUUUUAAAUACCAAACCUCAAUAUCCCCAGCUUAGGUCAAAAUCUAUAAAUAUAACUAAUAAUACAAGAUAUAAUUCAUUGCUUAGUGACAACGACCCAUAUCCUUUAAAUAGUGCCCAGAAUCGAUUUGAUGACUGCUUUAAUAUGGAAUCUGCAAACAGUAGACCAGUUAAUCAAAAAAAAUCUGACCUUAAUAAUGUUACUUGUAAAAAAACUAAAAGUGUAACGUUUAAAUUAUAACCGUAAGAAAGUACAAAAUCAUAAAUAUGUGUAAAUGUAUGUUGUAAUGCAAAAGUGAAAUAAAAUA
Molecule: messenger RNA, 1652 nt
Organism: Diabrotica balteata
Lineage: Eukaryota; Metazoa; Arthropoda; Insecta; Coleoptera; Chrysomelidae
Source: the annotation of a GenBank genome assembly